Chelonia mydas (Green sea turtle) is the source of this 8676-nucleotide messenger RNA. RefSeq names its product serine protease FAM111A. Bases 188 to 2140 code for a protein of 650 amino acids. The transcript is spliced from 3 exons. NCBI's taxonomy places the organism in Eukaryota, Metazoa, Chordata, Testudines, Cheloniidae. The record is from RefSeq and is a predicted model, not a curated record.
GGAGGAAGCGGAAAGUUUCGGGUUGAGACGGAUCGAGCGGGGUGGGGCGCGGGCUGCCUGAGCGGGACUCGGCUGGCUGGGAACGAGACACCCCCCGACCCGUGCGAGUGUGCCUUCUCACUUGGCUGUCUCCAGACACUGAAAACUGUCUUUUACAUGUUCUCAGCUACAUCUUCUUUGAGUCAAUAUGGGACCCAAGAAGCGAGUUGAUGGGAAAAAGCUCUCCCAGAAUGGAAAAUCGGGCAGAGAUGGAAAUAUCCUGAAAUAUGUUACGUGCAAUGAGAGGAAUAAGCAAAACUCUCCCUUGAAAAACCCACUUCCCAAAAGGAAGAGAUCUGUGAACAGCACACCUCCUCUGGGUGACACCAGUAAGAGACAGACAAGAGAGAGCCUCUUAAUCAGUCAGAAAUCCACUGAAGAGGAGCAAGAAUUCACCGUCAACUUGGGUGAUGGUGGCAAGGAGCAUGUGGUGAAAGGCAGAACCCAUGACAGCAUCUACAAAGCCCUGACGGCGCUACCAGACAUCUGUGCUCGGAUGAAAAAAGAGAAGAACAAGGAGAUGCAUCUAUUGGGGAAUAAAGGGAUUGAGGGGUAUGUUAACUUGGGGAUGCCUCUCAAGUACAUUCCUGAGAAUUCCCACUUUGAAAUGAAAUUUUACAAAGUGAAUUCGAAUCAGAAAAUAGGAUACCGACAGUAUGAGAGCAAGGGAAAGAAAUGCAUAACAUUUUAUGUCUCCUCUCUUGGCAGUAGAUGGGAGAACAAUGCUCGAUACAGAAUUCUUUGGUGCCAGCAGCUUGCUAAAGACCAGAGCAAGUUGUGUGUCUUUGCCCCAGAAGGGGAGACCAUCAAGGAUGCCUUGUGCAAAGAUGGCCGGUUUUAUUCUUGCCUGGAGAAAAAAGAGUGGCAGUUGGUGGAGAACAAGAAGUACAGACCUAGUGAUUACUGUGUCGAUAAUCUAGCCAACAGGUCAUUUGAGGUGGUGGUUAAAACUAAGCCCCUGCCUUGGAAGGUUGAUUGUUCAAGGAAUGAACAAUCCUGCAUGGCCUCCGAGGAGGGGCAGGGGAAGACUUACCAUUACUUUAAACAUACUAUCCUGGCCCUGUAUUCUGACUUGAAGAAACAAAGUGCAGUGAUUGACAAGCUCUUCGCAGAAGCCUUUGCAGAAGCCUUGAAGCAAGGGAAAUCGAACAGUGCUGUGUUCAAACUGUACAGGGAGAACUUUGGGAAGGAGACUAAGAACUCCACUCUUAUUAAGGUGCACAAACGCCUUGGUGUUCUCAGUGACUCUGUGGGGUUUAUAGAGUGGGCCAACAAUGGAAAUGAUGGCUCUGCCACUUGCUUUGUCUUGCAUGGUAAGUAUGUACUUACCUGUCAUCAUGUGGUAGGGCAUAUUGUUGGUGAAGGAGUGGAGGAGAAGGACUGGGCGUUGAUAAUCAGUCAGUCUGCCCGUGUGACUUUCUCUUAUGAAGAUAAAUACCCAAAGGAAAACAGCUGGUUUUCACUAGCUCCUUGGUUUGAAAUAUCUGACAAGCAUCUUGAUUUUGCUGUCCUGAAACUGGAAGGAGAUGGAAGCUUGUUCCCAGCAGGUCUAGUGCAAUUUUCUUACCCAUUGCCAUUUAAUGGUCUAAUCUAUAUAAUUGGCCACCCGGAUGGGCAAGCGAAAUCUGCAGAUGGCUGUACUGUGGUCCCUGUAUUUGAGCGGAAACGGGAGUGCCAUUGUCGUAUCCAGCGGGGUCAGAAGGAGGUGUGCAACAAUGUCAAAUGUGGCCCAGAGGACAGGCAGUGCAUCCACAUGUUCACCCAAAGAAGUUUCCAGCAUGUGAUCAACAAUCCCAAUGUAGUCACCUAUGACACCAGCUUCUUCUUCGGGUCUUCCGGCUCACCGGUGUUCAAUGCAGAUGGCCAGCUGGUAGCCAUGCACACCGCUGGUUAUAAAUAUAAAAAGAAUAAGCAGCUGCACAGCAUCAUUGAGUUUGGCUUUUCCAUGGAGGCCAUCCUUGCAGCAAUUAAAAAGAAUUCUAAAGCCUGGUAUGAGUUGGAGCUCCCCUCCCUUUGGGAAGAUGCUGGAUCUUGUCCUGGUAAGCAUGAGGAUUUCACCAGUGCUUACACCAAUGACAUAGAAAUGGAAACCUUGGAAUAAAAUCUCCAUCUUCGAGAGCCUCCCCAACACACGCAGUGCAUUUCACCCUUCAUGUUGAUCUCCAUGCUUUGAAGUCUCCAUUGUUCCUGACAUGAACUUUCUUUGGUUGGUGAUUUCCUACCAACUGCAGUCUAGUUAUACCCCUCUCUGCUUUCAUUAUUCUUAUUGAAAUGCCUGGUGACAAACCUUGAAAUAACUUUUUAUUUUUAAUGAAGGGUGGUUAGUAUGAUGGGGUCAGUACCUUGCGUGUGGGAUUCUUUCAUAAGAAAUGCAUAGUCUUUGGACUUUUAAAGGCUGAGCUAGAGGGAGGAGUGGUUCUACAAAUAAUUAUCAACCAUUCUUAAAAUAUAAUGGUUAUAAACAUAAACAUAAUUAAUAAAGAAAAAUAAUAUAAAUAUGUAAUAAAAUAUUACACAGUUUUUUUAAAAAUGCAAAAGCUACUUUAAUGCCACAUUAAAUUAGCACUGUUUGAAAACGGUCAAAGGAUUCCACAACAUUAACUUGUCCCCCUGCCCCUUGUGCAAUAUGUGUAUUUUGUUAUGCAUUGAAGAUAUAAAGAUUACAUUAAAUAGUGGCCACAGAGGGCCUGCUUCUUUUUGAAGUUAACGGGAAUGGGCCUUUCAAGAAAAGAGGAAAAGAAAAUACUACAUAUAUGCAGUGUGGCAGAGAUAACACUGUUGUAGAAGCCUUCAUUUUUUGCCUUGUCUGACUGAUUUUUAACUUCAUUAUUGCAUUAAUGUGGCUUUUUGCAUUUAGUUUCCUAGUUCUCUCUCUCUCAUUAAAAAGUGGAGCUGGGUGGAAGCGAGAGAAACACUUCUACUGAAACCAUUGGGAGUUGUUGUAAGUUCUGCACAGUUGCCACUAUUAAUUGCACUCUGCUUGAAAUAUGCAAGUGAUCUGGUACCCUUGAAAUGUACAGAAAGCCAGAAGAUCUGGGUUCAAUUCCCAGCAAUGCCAUAUACUUCCAAAGUGGCCUUGGGUGUGUCACUUCAUCUCUCUAUGCCUCAGUUCCUGUUGCUAAAACUGGAUUCUUUGUCCCACCCUUUGUCUGUCUUGUCAUUUUAGACUGUAAGCUCUUUGGGGCCUGCGGGGUCUGUCUUUUACUAUGUGUAUGUAGAAAUUCUGGCCUGUGGGACCUCAGCCCUGGUUGGGGCCUGUAGGCACCACAGUAAUAACUUAAUAGAAGGAUAGUCAUAGUAAUAGUUAAAUUGUAACAACCGUAACUUAAAACUUCUAUAGCUAUGCAUCACUUUGAUUGUAACCUUUAAAGCCCUAAAUGGUAUGGGACCAAGUUACCCAAGGGAUUGCCACUGCCGCAGCUGAGGUUGAUAGAUUGACUCUAGCUUGAGCUCCUCUCCCUACUCAGUUUAAAAGGUUUCCUCAGUUUUGAGAAUUCAGUCCUCCAUUUGCUCCAUCAGAGCUUGGACCUGUUAAUUGUUUUGGUCUUGCUGCAAAGUCUGUCUCUUUAUAUGGGUGUUAGGGAUGGAGGGUUCGUGGGUUAGAGAUUCAGUGGGCUUGGAUCUGGAGUGAUGGAUAUAAAUUUUUAUAAGUAUUUAGCUUCACCCUUUAAGUAAAGCCAACUACAUGCAUGGAAAAUUAAAAGUACCUAGAAUCUGAGAGAGAUGCUGGGGAAAAAUGCAUAAUAUUGACAUGAAUCCCUUGAAAUUAAGUGAAUCUUUCUACUGUGCCUGCUUCUCAGAGCUAACAGUCACAUAUUAGCGUGCACUAAAGUUCACACUUAUGACAUGUAUGUGCAACCCAUCUCUAAAUUUGCCAACUCUGAGUCAAUAGCACUUCAUGCUGUGCUUGCUGGAGUACAGUGUCCCAUUCUGGAUGCCGCACUUUAAUAAAAAUGUGAUAAAUUGAGGUCCAGAGGAGAGCCACAGAAAUGAUAAAAGGUUUAGAAAACCUGACCUACAAGGAAAGGUUAAAAAAAAAAAAAAAGGGUAGGUGUGUUUAAUCUUGAGAAAAGAACGCUGCGAGGAGACCUGGUAACAGUCUUCAACGGUGCUAAGGGCUGUUAUAAAGAGGAUGGUGACGAAUUGUUCUCCAAGUCCAUUGAAGGUAGAACAAAAAGUAAUGGGCUUAGUCUUCAGCAAGGGCAAUUGUGGUUUGACAUUAAGGAAAACUUUCCAACUAUAAGGAUAGUUAAGUUCGGGACUAGGUUACCAAGGGAGGUUGUGGAAUCUGUCAUUGCAGGUUUUUAAGAACAGGUUGGACAAACACCUGUCAGGGAUGGUCUCGGUUUACUUGUCCUGCCUCGGCGCAGGGGACUGCUCUUAAUGAUCUCUCAAGAUUCUUUCUAGCCUUACAUUUCUAUGAGUCAUAGAUGUGAAGGCCACAAGGUCUGAUUGUUGCAUAUUGAUCAGACAUGGUACAAAUGAUCAGUACAGGACCAACUAAUACUCUGGCCUGUGCUAUGCAGGAGAUCUGACCAGAUUAUCAUAAUGGUCCCUUCUGCCUUAACAUCUAUGAGUCACUUAAUUGUUUUUUUCAGAUUUAGUCAUGGAUGUUCAUUUCAACAAGGACUAUUUAUGUGCUAAGAAUCAAGCUUAUAUGCUUUUUUGUAUAGUUAGUCUAGAUAUCUUUUUUUCCAGUGAGGGAAAAGACCCCUUUACCUUCAUAUGACUAGAACAACAAAGGUUUUUUCCUUAAACUUUCUCUCAUCACUCUCUUUUGAGCAGAAUGAGGAAAUUUGAGACUUUUUGGUAACUUAUGAGCAAGUAAAAACAGGGUUGUAAUGUUAUCUCCUUAACUAUAACAAGUUGUGACUGGCAAAUGCUAAAUGGAAUGGCUUGUUCAUUUUAAGUGGUUGCAGAUGUACCAUCUUAGCAUUUAUCAGAUCUCAGAUUCUAAAGAGAGCCAGUUUAGGCUGAUACUUAAACAUGAUGAUAGCAGAUGACAGAACGAGGAGUAAUGGUCUCAAGUUGCAGUGGGGGAGGUUUAGAUUGGAUAUUAGGAAAAACUUUUUCACUAAGAGGGUGGUGAAACACUGGAAUGCGUUACCUAGGGAGGUGGUAGAAUCUCCUUCCUUAGAGGUUUUUAAGGUCAGGCUUGACAAAGCCCUGGCUGGGAUGAUUUAAUUAGGGAUUGGUCCUGCUUUGAGCAGGGGGUUGGACUAGAUGACUUCCUGAGGUCCCUUCCAACCCUGAUAUUCUAUGAUUCUAUGAUUCUAUGAUUAUCCAUGUGCAGCUGGUAGUAGUGUGGGUGAGUCUCUAAUUCUGAGCCCAUUCACUGCCCUUGAGAUAGGGGGCUCUCUGCUGGCAGAGGUGCUGUUUUCUGGAAGAAAUAUGAAAACAAGACCCCAAUCAGUUGCACGAGCCUUGGUAAAUUGUUCCAAUGGCUAAUUACCCUCACUUUAAAAUCGGUGACUUAGCUCCCAUUUGAAUUUGUUUAGCUUCAACUUCCAGCCAAUGGAUCUUGCUAAAUGUUUGUCUAUUAGAUCAAAGAGCUCAUUAUCAAAUACUUGUUCCUUGUGCCAUGUACUUAUAGACUGUGAUCAAAUCACCCCUUAACCUUCUCUGUGUUAAGCUAAAUACAUUGAGCUCCUUGAGUCUCAGUGUAAGGCAUGUUUUCUAAUCCUGAUGGCUCUUCUCUAAACCCUCUUGCAUUAGAAAUAGCUACCUCAGUGGUGGGCAAAUGAUUCUUAUGUACAUGACUUGUAAAACACUUUGGGACCUUUUAGGAGGAAAGAUGUCUAUUAACACAGGCCAUUAUGAUUUUAUAGGCUAAAGUCUGAACCCCUGCUCAGAGAAUAUCUUUAAUAAGAAUAAUCUAUAGUGUUCUGGAGUCUUCCACCUUCUUUUUCUGCUGUAGUGCUCAGGGAUCUUGGGAAGUAAAGAGUUUCCAAGUAAAAGGACUUGUUUUCUCUUUUGUUUCUUAGUGUAUUAUUUGGCUAUUGGUUUUUAGGUUUCAGUCUUUAUUGAAAUAUGCCAUGUGCUGCUUGAUCAGUUCUCAGAAGGGACUGUACUUUUGGUUAACUGUAUUAGCACUAGUUCAGUCUGAGUCUGCUCAAGCAUCUAGAAACCUCUAUCAGGGGAAGGCCGUGUUAGUCUGUAUCCAAAAAAACAACAGGAGUCCAGUGCCGGACUUCUUGUUGUUUUUGUAGAAACCUCUAGUUCCCCAUGAGCAUGCUCAAAGGCAUCGCAUAGGCAGUAGAAUAACCAAUAUGAUAGCAAUAGUCACUUCCGUACUAGCAUUACUUUAUCAUUAGCAUAAUUAUCCGCAUACAAGCAAUUUGAUACCCACAGGAACAUUUAGUGACUGUAUAUAAAAUCCUGUUGUAUCCAUCCAUCUCUUUGCUUCAAGGCUUAAGAUGAGCAUCGAUGGCAAGGCAGGAAUGAAUUUCCCCCAUGUGGUGCACAAUUGAGCAGGUGUAUUAUGGGAACUUUUCACCUUCCUUUGAAGCAUGCAGGGUUGGCCAUUGCUGAAGAGGGCAUUUUGGACUAGAUAGACCAGCGCUAUGAGUUUGAUGUGGGGUCUGUUCCUUAUUGUAGUUGUACUCCCAUAACCUGAGUUAGGAUUAUGUUAUAUGUAGGGCCCUUCAUUUUCAGUUUUUAUUUGAUUUUUUUUUCCCCCAGGAAUUUAUCAGUGUUUAUUACUACAACAACAAGAACAGGUGAAAAUCAGUGCAAAAAUUACUAAUUUUUCUGGGUAAAUAUCAGGUUUAUUUUGGUGGAUGGAAAGCCAGGGGGAAAAGCAUGCAGUAGAUUGAUGAACAGAAUUCAAAACAUUAAUGUGAUUUGCUGCAGAACUAAAACUGAACUCAAAACACAAGGCCACCUCUGAGUUUAAGAAAACAAUAUUUCUCCAAUUCCCAAAUAAAACUUUUCAUGUGAAUUAACAGUUUAUUGAUGUAGACUUGGAACUAUUAGCCUAUAAAUAUUUACAUUUAUUAUUUGGGCCACACCAUUUGCAGCGUAUACACUCAGUUUUAUCCUUUUCUCCUGUUCUUGUUAUUUUAAAAACUUUUGAACACUUCCUUGUGUUCUGAAACAUAUUCUGAUACAGAUUUUUGUUUUCUUCCCAUUUUAGUGUCAAAUCUUUAAACCAUUAUCUAACAGCUUGAAAUGUAUAUGUGAGAUUCAUCUGUAUGUUCAGAUGCACACACACUUCAGAGCUUUUGCGCAUGCCUGUUUGUUGGUGUGUAUCUUCCACACUAAUACAUAGCAUUACUUCAACAGGAAGCUUUGCAUAUACACACAGACUAAUUUAUUGUCCUAAUAUGUAUAUCUCAUGCAAUGUAUUGUAUUUUCAUAAUAAAAUUUAUUUUUUAAUAUAUUUGAAUGAUACAAAAGUAGGGUGAAAAUCAGGAAAAAAACUGAAUAAUACUUUUCGUAAAACCUGGGACACUUUCGGUACAAAUAGUUUUAAACUGAAAACGAAGGGGCUUAGUUAUAUGUAGAUGGAUUUCCUAAAUAACUAACAGAUCGGUAUUUUGUGUGCCUAGUGAAGUUUGCUCUGGCUCUCAAACAAGGAGCUGCAUGAAGUGAGAACCAGGACAUCAAGCUCUCUACAGAGGAUGACACACCUAUGACUAAAAUUAGCUUUAAAUUGGGCUCAGAAAUGACACAUUUCUAUUAAAGAGACAGUCAGGUUAAGCUUGUCUUAGAACUUGGGCUUGAAGUGGGGAAGGAUAGGGGAGUUUCACUCAUUUUGUCUUUAAUUUCAGUGUGCUCAGUGCUCUAAGGUGGUAGAAUCCUCUUUCUUAGAUGCCUGGCGGGUGUGUCUUGCCCAUGCUCAGGGUCUAACUGAUCACCAGACUUGGGGUUGGGAAGGAAUUUUUCCCCAGGUCAAAUUGGCAGGAGCUUUUGGGUUUUGGGUUUUUUUUGCCUUCCUCUGCAGUGUGGGAUGUGGGUCACCUGCUGGGAUCAUCUGGCAAUAGCUCAACUAAUCAAUUCCCUGUCAUUGCAGGAGCCUGGGCAUUGGUGGUACCUAGGUCUCUUCUGUUUUCUGUCUGUGGCACAAAACCGCUUUAGUCUCCCGAGUGACUGAAAUGCUUUGAUCAGGCUAAAGUCAUUGUGCUUAAUAUAAGGAUAUCUGGGUAAAAUCUAAUGGCCUGUGAUAUACAAGAGGUUAGACUAAAUAAUCUAAUGACCUUCUGCCUUCAUACUCUGAAAUCAGUGAAAUUUUUAAAACAAACAUUGUCGCCUUUGCAAUCCAAACAUCACAGCCUUGGGCUGAGGUAUGAGAAUUAAAUGAAAGUGACUAAACUAUUUUCAUUUCUUAAAUUGAGGCAAGUGCUAACAAUAUAUCAAGGUCAGAAGUAAAUACUAGCACAACCUUAUAAAGCUUUAAAAAUCAAUCUGAGAAAGGAAAGUUGUGUUUUUAAAUAUUUUUGAACCUGACCAUGUCCCUCCAAAAUAUAAACUGAAAAAAAAUUCAACUUUGGAGAAAAUAAACUGGAAAUUUUUUCUUGUUUUUUUUUGUGUUGAUGCCCAUGUACUACAUAUGUGUAUAUAUACUGUUGUGUGAACCAAAUACCAGCAUUUGUACUUCUGUAUCCUGCCAAUUUAAAUACAUUUUUUUAAAAAUGU